AUGUCUGUUACGCUCCAUACCACUCAAGGCGAUGUCAAGGUCGAGCUAUUCUGCGAGGCAGUUCCUCGAACAGCUGAGAAUUUCCUCGCUCUUUGCGCCUGUGGCGCAUACAAUGACACACCAUUUCAUCGCCUCAUCCCAGGCUUUAUGAUCCAGGGCGGCGAUAUCUCCCUCGGUCCAGCCGCGCAACAGUCAGCCUCAACGAAGUCCAUGCUCCCAUACGAGAUUCCCAAAGGCGGCACAUCCAUCUAUCACCCUUCCGCAUUGAACCAAGAAAUACACCUUCCAACGCUGAGACAUAAUGCCCGUGGUGUAUUGUCAAUGGCCUCGCGCCCCGUAAAGGACAUGACCGCACCCGGCUCGCAAAAUGCAACUGGGCCGACGAUCAACGGCAGUCAAUUUUUUAUCACAUUUGCGCCCGCCCCACAUCUUGAUGGAGCUAGUACGGUCUUUGGGAAAGUUUUGAAUCUGAGCGCUCAGGAUGAGGGUGGAGAUGUCCUGUCCAAGUUGGAGAAAGCCAAUGUCAAAGUGGACAAAAAGGGCAAAGUCUCCCAACCCAAGGAAGGAGACGAGUUUGAACCUUUCAAGAUCCAGCGUGUCACUAUUCAUGCCAAUCCAUUCGCUACGUGA
Molecule: messenger RNA, 630 nt
Organism: Penicillium oxalicum
Lineage: Eukaryota; Fungi; Ascomycota; Eurotiomycetes; Eurotiales; Aspergillaceae
Gene: cyp5
Exons: 2
Coding region: 1-630 (209 amino acids)
Biological process (GO): protein peptidyl-prolyl isomerization; protein folding
Cellular component (GO): catalytic step 2 spliceosome
Molecular function (GO): peptidyl-prolyl cis-trans isomerase activity
Source: RefSeq, a predicted model, not a curated record